Molecule: messenger RNA, 1584 nt
Organism: Phascolarctos cinereus (koala)
Lineage: Eukaryota; Metazoa; Chordata; Mammalia; Diprotodontia; Phascolarctidae
Gene: CHRND
Product: cholinergic receptor nicotinic delta subunit
Biological process (GO): monoatomic ion transmembrane transport
Cellular component (GO): postsynaptic membrane
Molecular function (GO): acetylcholine-gated monoatomic cation-selective channel activity; transmembrane signaling receptor activity
Source: RefSeq, a predicted model, not a curated record
AUGGAGGGCUGGACACUGAGGCUGGGGCUGCUCACGGCGCUGGUCAUCUCCGGUGCCCGGGCCCUGAAUGAGGAGGAGCGGCUCAUCCACUAUCUUUUCCAAGAGAAGAGUUAUAACAAGAACCUUCGGCCGGUGGAACGCCAAGGGGACAAGGUGGACAUUUCCCUGGCCCUCACCCUCUCCAACCUCAUCUCCCUGAAAGAAGUUGAUGAGACCCUCACCACCAACGUGUGGAUCGAGCAUGGCUGGAUGGACAGCAGGCUCCAAUGGGAUAUGGCCAAAUUUGGGAACAUCAGCGUCCUCCGCCUGCCUUCGGACAUGCUGUGGCUCCCAGAUAUCGUCCUGGAGAACAGCAAUGAUGGCGCCUUCCGCAUCUCCUAUGCCUGCAACAUUCUCGUCUACCCCUCUGGUUGGGUCUACUGGCUGCCACCUGCCAUCUUUCAGUCUUCCUGCCCCAUCACUGUCACCUACUUCCCCUUUGAUUGGCAGAACUGUUCUCUCAAGUUCAGCUCUCUGACAUACACAGCCAAAGAAAUUAAUUUGCAACUGAAGCAGGAGACAGAUGAAGUCACUGGGCGCUCCUACCCGGUGGAGUGGAUUAUCAUUGACCCCGAAGGCUUCACAGAAAAUGGGGAGUGGGAAAUUGUUCACCGGCCUGCUCGGAAAAACAUCGAUCAGAGCGUCUCCAUGGCGAGCUCCAGCUACCAGGAUGUCACCUUCUACCUCAUCAUCCGCCGGAAGCCCCUGUUCUACUUCAUCAAUAUCCUGGUGCCCUGCGUGCUCAUCUCCUUCAUGAUCAACCUGGCCUUCUACCUGCCUGCCGACAGUGGUGAGAAGACCUCAGUGACCAUCUCUGUACUGCUGGCCCAGUCUGUCUUCCUGCUGCUCAUCUCCAAGCGGCUGCCCCCUACUUCUCAUGCCAUCCCCCUCAUUGGCAAGUUUCUCCUCUUUGGCAUGGUCCUGGUUACGAUCAUUGUCCUCAUUUGUGUGGUCACUCUGAACAUCCACCAUCGGACACCCAGCACCCAUGUCCUCUCGCCGGGGGUCAGGAAAAUGUUCCUGGAGACCCUGCCCCGGAUACUGCACAUGUCCCAGCCAGAAGCUGCACCAGUGCUGGGCUCUCAGAUUCGCCGCAGCAGCUCUCUGGGCUACAUCUCCAAAGCUGAGGAGUACUUCACAGUCAAGUCCCGCAGUGAUCUCAUGUUUGAGAAGCAAUCAGAGAGGCACGGGCUUGCCAGCCGGGUCACUCCCGCUCGGCGGCCCCCACCAGGGUCUGAAGAGUCCCAGCAAGAGCUCUUGAAUGAGAUAAAGCCAGCCGUGGAUGGGGCCAACUUCAUUGUCAACCACAUGAGAGAUCAGAACAACUACAAUGAGGAAAAGGACAGCUGGGGUCGAGUGGCCCGCACCGUGGAUCGCCUCUGCCUCUUUGUGGUGACCCCGCUAAUGACCCUGGGUACUGCCUGGAUCCUCCUACAGGGCCUGUACAACCAACCUCCCCUCCAGCCUUUCCCUGGGGACCCUUUCACCUACGCUGAGAAGGACAAACGCUUCAUCUAGGAGCUGGCCCCUCCAGGGGCCCCCAAA